CCACGUCGAGAAAUAUCAUAGAAUAUUCCCUCCAUCCUCAACAGGUCUAAACCAAACGUUGUUCCGCUAGACAGACCCUCCCGUUCCAUUAUUGGGAAAUAGACUACUAACUUAGAUUUUGUUUGUUCCUUCAUCCUUGGUCACUUUGUCUCUCGCGUCGCAUUCAUCGCCCCUUUCCCGAAAAAUAGUUCCAACUUCACAAUAUGGGUACCUACAAACCCAAUACUUUACCCCUAAUCCCGCUCCCGUACUCUGCUGUCCUCUUCCCCGGCGUUAUUCUUCGCAUCUUCAUUUCCGACCGCCAGGACAUCGCCGCUCUAGUCGCUAAGCUCUCUAACAACAACACUACGCCGCUCAAUUCUUCCGAUCUGCGAAUAGGGUGUAUCCCACUAAAGCCUCCGACGCCCGUGAGCCCACCAAUCGCCAAAACUGACGAAGACAAGAAACGUAUAAUUGAGGAGGAAGGCGAUGAGGUCGAGGAAACCCAGCCGGCAUUCCUGAAUAUCGACCCGUCCUCAGCCACCCCGGAGGAAUUAUUCUCGCACGGUACCACAGCCCAGGUAGUCGGCCUGGAGGGCCACUCACGCGUGGACUCGUUUGGCACUCACGGGGCCAAUGGGGGGAAUGGGAUGGCACUUGUGGUGGAAGGGGUCUCCAGGUUUAGGGUCAGGCAGUUUCUACAGCGAACUCCCUUCAUCGAAGCCGAUGUGGAGCACUUUGUCGAUUCGCCCGUGCAAAAGUCCGAUGUUCCCGCACAUUCUUAUUUCACCCAGCUCAAGACGUUGAGCAGAGAGCUUGUUGCAUUACUCCAGAUGAACUCUUCCAGAGGUGUAGGAUUACCACCAUUGGUCGCCAGGCGGCUGGAGCUCUUAAUCGCCGAGAAGAAGCUCUGUGAUGCGGGAUCCCUAGCAGAUUUUAUGGUUUCUGCUGUAGAAACCACGCUCGCUGAGCGAUUGCGGAUCCUCUCCGCCGUUGAUGUUCCGGAAAGGUUGGAGAAAGCGGUCACCGUACUUACCAGGCAGGUUAACAAGAUCAAGUCAAUUCUCACUAGGAGCAAUAAGAUUCUUCCUCCGCUUAUCGUCAUGGAUAGAAGGGAUGGCUUACCGUCUCUUCCGGGCGUUCCGCCGAGAAGUGCGAAAAGGAGCGCUGGCUUUGGGGACAUGGAUGAGGAUGGAGAGAAUGACGAAGAACUGGACGAAUUGUCCAAGAAGAUUGAGGAGGCCAAGCUAAGUCCAGAAGCGCUGAAGCUUGCACGGAGGGAAAUGCAGAGGCUGAGAAGAAUGAGUCCUAUCCAAGCCGAAUACGGCGUGUGUAGAACAUAUUUGGAGACCCUAACAGAGAUACCGUGGUCGAUAACUACCGAAGACCAGCUGGAUGCCACAACCCUUGUAAGAGCAAGGAAGCAACUCAACGAUGAUCAUUACGGGCUUGAAGCGAUCAAGAAGCGACUUCUUGAGUACCUAGCAGUUCUCCGUCUGAAGCGUCAAAACGAUGAACCGGUGAUAGCGAAGAAGCCCCUGGUCGAUAAAUCGCCAAUCCUGUUACUCGUGGGGCCCCCGGGAGUCGGAAAGACAAGCCUUGCGCGUAGUGUGGCCUCUGCUCUAGGUCGAAAAUUCCACCGGAUCAGUUUAGGAGGUGUGCGGGAUGAAGCGGAGAUUAGGGGCCAUCGAAGGACCUAUGUUGCCGCUAUGCCUGGUCUAAUAGUUAAUGCGUUGAAGAAAGUUGGGGUGGCGAAUCCGGUAAUAUUGUUGGAUGAGAUCGACAAGAUCGGAGGAGCCAACUUUCAUGGAGAUCCGAGUGCAGCAAUGUUGGAAGUUCUUGAUCCGGAGCAGAAUUGGAGUUUCACUGAUCACUAUAUCAACAUCCCUAUCGAUCUAUCCAAAGUGCUCUUCAUCGCGACAGCAAAUUCCGUGGACACAAUUCCGCCUCCACUCCUCGAUCGUAUGGAGAGGAUCCAGUUGAGCGGGUACACAUCCCUAGAGAAAAUGCAUAUCGCAUCCCAGUACCUUAUUCCUAAGCAGGUGCAAUCUAAUGGUCUAGCCGCCGGCCAGGUAGAGAUUUCAGCCGAUGUGCUGUCAACGAUCAUAACGUCGUACACCAGGGAAUCGGGUGUUAGAAACCUAGAGAGGGAAAUAGGGAGCGUCUGCCGAGCCAAAGCAGUUGAAUAUGCCGAAGCCAAGGACGCUCACAAGGAAGAGUCCUACAGGCCAAGGGUUGAGGUCUCGGAGCUCGAGAGCAUACUCGGGAUUGAAAAGUAUUACUCGGAGAUUGCUGAACGAAGCAACAAGCCCGGUGUCGUCACGGGAUUGGUUGCUUUCAGCACCGGUGGCAUCGGUUCCAUAUUAUUUAUAGAAGCCGAACAGAUGCCGGGUAGCGGCAGGCUGCAGUUGACGGGGAAAUUGGGCGAAGUAAUCAAAGAAAGCGUUGAGGUAGCAUUAACCUGGGUGAAAGCCCAUGCCUACGUCCUGGGACUCACGAACCAUCCGGACGAGGAUCUUACAAAGAACAGGAACGUGCACGUGCAUUGUCCUGCAGGCGCGGUGCCAAAGGAUGGCCCGAGCGCAGGUGUUGCCUUCACGAUCGCCAUGAUAUCGAUGUUUUCUGGUCGUCGAAUAUCACCCACGCUCGCUAUGACAGGCGAGGUUUCUCUCCGGGGAAGAGUCACCCCCGUGGGCGGGAUUAAAGAAAAAUUGAUAGGAGCUCUAACUGCCGGUGUAAAGACGGUACUUUUACCUGCGCAUAACAGGAAGGAAGUACGUGAGCUCCCUGAGGAAGUCAAGAACGGGCUCGAGAUAAUAUAUGUGAGGAGUGUAUGGGAAGCGCUUAAGCAUGGCAUGCGUCCCCUUACCCUACUCGUUCCCUUUCCGUAAACUAACCAAGUUGUAUAGUCUGGCCCGAAUGGACCGUUGGUGAAGAAAACAUGGCGUUUGAAAGUCGACUAUGAUUGACUGCGGUAGGAUAUUAUUAUAGGCGGGGAGCAGUGCGUCUUACUUGCUUUGAUUAAGUUCUGUAUUCCACCGGAUUGUGGUUUAUUUUAUUUGCAUUUUCUCCAUUAGUUUGUCACAUUACAUAUCGUAUCCAACUCACCUCGCGAUCUCGAUUAUUAUUAUUAUUUUUCUCCUUUCGCUUCCCUUGCAUUCUCCCGCGUCUUCCAUGUCAUAGCAUCUCAUAUCCGAACAUACCGGUACACCCAAAUUAGAUAUAUAUAUAUAUA
Molecule: messenger RNA, 3214 nt
Organism: Tuber melanosporum (Perigord truffle)
Lineage: Eukaryota; Fungi; Ascomycota; Pezizomycetes; Pezizales; Tuberaceae
Exons: 10
Coding region: 204-2870 (888 amino acids)
Biological process (GO): protein targeting to peroxisome; protein catabolic process; protein processing
Cellular component (GO): peroxisomal matrix
Molecular function (GO): ATP hydrolysis activity; ATP-dependent peptidase activity; ATP binding
Source: RefSeq, a predicted model, not a curated record